AUGGCCGAAUCACAGUAUGUCAUCCUCGAAGGUCUACCGACACCGCAAACGUAUCACGAUCUCCGAAAGCUCGCUGGGAUGACACCCCCACCCAUGGAAGCCGUACCCAAGUCACUCGCCAACUCCUUCUGCUGCAUCGUCGGGUAUGAGCGCAAACACAUGCUUGACGACAAGACUCCGGCGCCGGGGCAGGAAGCCAUCGCAAUGGGUCGUUUGGUCGGCGACGGGUCGCUAUUCCUCAUCCUGGUGGACGUGGCGGUGCACCCAGAUCACCAACGCAAAGGACUGGGAAAGCGCGUCAUGCAGAAGCUUGUGGACUACGUGGAUGAGCACGCACCGUCGGCAUAUGUGAGCCUUGUAGCUGAAGAGAUGGCACAGAAACUCUACCCAAUGUAUGGCUUCAAAGAUGUGGCGCCUAGUAUUGGCAUCGAAUUGCUCCAACUCAUCGUUGCCUACCUCGACACUCCUACGCUCAAACAGGUCGCUCAAGUUUCCCAGACAUUCCAUCAACAUGCCACGGAUUUAUUGUGGCGUCAUGUCUGCUUGGUCGACCAGUGGAAGCUGCAUUUGAACGAAGAGACAGACAAGGUAUGGGGCGAACGCGGUCGUGGUGAGCCAGAUGAGCACGACGACACACCCAUCAUUCAGAAACUGUUUAUACUUGCGACCGAACUCCCACGAAUGCGCUUCGACGCCGAUAAUCUCUCACAAGACGAUCGACUACAUAUACUCCUCAAGCUCUCCAUACGGAACCUGAUCAACGUGCAUACGCUGCGAAUUGUAUAUGGGCACUACAAGCUGACGAAUGCACUCGUCACUGGCUUCCUUGAUCAAGGUCGACCACGACGUGUACCUCUUCGUAAGCUCUGGCUUGAGAGCUGCAGCUUCAACAAGACUGAGCUAUGCCGGCUCCUACCAAACAAAGCUACUGGGCUCGAGAGCAUUCGGCUGCGCAGGCUUGGAAAGGACAUGUCAGAUCAAACACAAUGUCCGGGGCUACAGUUUUCCGAGUUCAAGCUUUCCCGUGGCGGACAAUACUACCAGAUGCAUAAUGGCGCAGGAGGAUUUGUUGGAACUACUAUCCACUUCUCUCACGAAGGUCUGCCAGAACGCUGGCCGCGGUCUUCAACAGAAGAGUUAACGGAAAAGGCCAGAGCAUACGAUGCUAUCAUGUGGGAGGAACUUCCUGAGAUUAGAGACUACAUCGAUGAGAAUCCGGUGCAUUCCGAGCCUACAUCACUUGGACAGUUCGUGCCUGACUCAAAGCCCCCAAUGGAAUGGCUAAUCGCGUGCUCCGCAUCCAAUCUCACCAGUCUCAACCUGGAUUGGAUACACUGGCGUCGAAGAGAAACAGAACUCGCUGGUUCCACCACUGACUCUGAAUUAUUUCUCUCUGCACUAAGCAGGCUGCGUUUCCCGCACUUGCGCGCAUUCCAGAUUCGCAAUGCUGUUUUACCACCCACAGUACUCCCAAAGGACGUUUAUCUAAUGGAAGGACCUUUUCUGGAUUUCGUCGAGGCGCAUCCGAAGAUACAGUGCCUCGGGUGGCCGAUGGACAAAAUGUACAGCCACACCAAGCCAACUCUUGACAUACAAAAUCGAUCUCGAGCUCUGGUCGCCCAUUUAGCAACAACGCUCACGGACCUUCGCAUCGAUACGCAAUAUGCAGGGCCCGGGGAACCUUUCACGGCGAUAUGCAGGACGGCAGAGGAUAUGCAGGAACGUACCCGGCGGCGAAGAUUCAUCGACGAAUUCGUGCCUCACAUGCGGAAAGUCGAGCAGAUCAAGUUAGAAGGCGGUAUACCACGCGACGAGAAGCGCGAACUACUCCGAGCAUUACACUGGUGUCCGCUGAAGAAGAUAGUCAUGAUUGGCGUUUCUUUCCCAGCAGGGAAUACAUGGGGGGCUGGCGGACAGCAACUCAGCGCCAUCGACCCAGGGCAAUCCGGCUCAGAGUUCAUCUACAACCUUGAAGACGAAGACCUUUCGGGCAUCUUAGCCGCAUAUCGUCGCGGGUUCCCCAUGCCUGUGGACUUCACCUUCGAACCGAGCUACGGUUGGCCACCCCAGGCGCCCCUUCUUCAGACCGUCGCCCUGCACCACGCGUCUACGGUUGAAGAGCUCAAGAUCUGUGGCUACAACGGCUGCCCAAUUCUCUCUUACACAACACCCAUCACCAACCCUCUUCUCACCGGUCUCCGCUCCUUCGACAACCUCAAACAACUCGUCAUCUCAUUCUGGCUGAUGACUUGGUAUGAAGACUCGUACCGCGACACGGAGAUCAUCCAGUCUUGGAUUGAUACACGCUCCCCUUCUUCGACAGCACUCACCAUCGUGACGCCCCCGGCAUCGCCAACCCAUGAUCAACCCGUCGACCCAGGUCAGUUUCCCAACUUUGGUAAUCCACGCGUUGUGCCACGGGCUCAGAACUUCAAUCGGUGGGCUGUGGAGCUCAGGACCAAGUUCACACCCUCUGCACUCGCAUAUCGUGUUGCGCGGGACAUUGGGCCGUUCCUGAGUGAUGUGGCUAAAGAGAGGAAGGGCGGUGUAGGUGUGAGGGCAAGCUUUUGCCUGGGUGUGAAGGAAGAGAGGAGAACUGCGAGCGACAUGUUUGAUUUGGACAUCAGGAUCGGGAGAGGCAACCAGGUGUUGGAGUUUGUAGGCCCUAGAGAGGAAGGUGAGAAGGGGCGGUGGUGGACGAAGAUCGAGCAGAGGAGGUGGUUUUGA
Alternaria triticimaculans is the source of this 2727-nucleotide messenger RNA. RefSeq lists its product as uncharacterized. The transcript is spliced from 3 exons. The record is from RefSeq and is a predicted model, not a curated record. NCBI's taxonomy places the organism in Eukaryota, Fungi, Ascomycota, Dothideomycetes, Pleosporales, Pleosporaceae. Bases 1 to 2727 code for a protein of 908 amino acids. Gene Ontology annotation, molecular function: acyltransferase activity, transferring groups other than amino-acyl groups; protein binding.